AUGGGGAAGAAAUCAAGCAGCUGGCUCAAAUCAAUGAAAAGGGCCUUCAAAUCCCCCUCCAAAGACUGCUCUCAUAACCAAAUGGAGUGGUCUGUGAAUCAUGUGGAGCAGGAGGAGGAGGAGGAGAUGCCGGAGAUUGUGUCGGUCGAGCAUUUUCCGGCGGAUACGUCCGUGGACGGGGAUGGGGACGAUGAGGUUCCAGAGACACGCCGAGGCGUGAGCCAGCCGGCAACUGCAGCAGCUGCCGGAGGCUGCCGGUUGCUGGCAUCCGCAGCUGCGGCGAAGGUGCGUGAGACUGGCCUGGGUAUGAAGAGAUGUCGAGGCGAGGCAGAAGGCUGCGUUGUAAUUCAGUCGUACUACAGAGGAUAUCUGGCCCGGAUAGCACUACGUGCACUGAGAGGUUUGGUUCGACUUCAGGCGCUUGUGAGAGGACACAUUGUCCGGAAACAAGCUCAGAUGACCAUGCGCUGUAUGCAAGCUCUCGUGCGCGUCCAGGCUCGUGUCCGAGCUCGGCGCCUCAGCAUAAUACACAAUAACAAUCACAGAGUCAAUCUUCCCACUAGUUAUAAACACAGUUACCGCAAGAAUGAUGCUUAUUCUAUCAAAGAAGGCGAUAUUGAUAAUGACUAUGAUGAGUAUGAUGAUGGAGGAGUUCAUUCACAUCGUAGCAACAAGAGCCCCUAUUACAAAGACAAGCAAAGCAUAAUGAUGGAGAGCCAGAUGAGAAGUGAUGAUGCUAUGGACCGUGAAAGAGCUCUCGCCUAUGCCUUUUCCUGUCAGUUGCAGGAUCGUCCUCAAUGGGGAUGGAAUUGGCUUGAGCGCUGGAUGUCAAAUCAACAACUGCAAACACCUCAAGAAAGCAUGCUGCUGCAGCCCGAGAGUGCAUACAUAACGCCCACCAACACUGUCGACAACCUGUCAGAAAAAACAGUGGAAAUCGACACUGGGCGAAGCACAACAGACCCAAAGAAUUACCUGAAACGUCAGUUUUCUCACUACCAAGGAGAUGAGAGAUCAGUAGGAGUUCGAGCAGUUCCAAGCUACAUGGCAGCGACACAAUCAGCCAAGGCUAAGGCUCGGGCUCAAGGGAAAUUCGGUGGUCAGAGCCCGUUGCAGGCGGGUAGAAGGUUGCAGGUCCAGACGACUAAACGAAAUACAGGUUACAGUCCGGAUUCGAGCUGUGCAGGGGAUGAUCAAACACCGCCAUUUAGAGUGCAGAUGGGAAAGAAAGAGCAUGUAAUAUGAUGAGGGUGAUUAUGAUGAAUUAGGAAUUGUGUUGUCUGAUUUGGGUUAUUAUGAUUAUUGAUGCUUCUUUUCAUUAAUUGUGAAGGAGAGGACAAAGAAUUGAAAAUACAUGUGGACGUUAUAGUUAUGUAAUUUAAUGCACUAGUAUGUAAGUUGGUUUGAGUA
Messenger RNA from Asparagus officinalis (garden asparagus), 1410 nucleotides. Its product is annotated as protein IQ-DOMAIN 1-like. NCBI's taxonomy places the organism in Eukaryota, Viridiplantae, Streptophyta, Magnoliopsida, Asparagales, Asparagaceae. Bases 1 to 1245 code for a protein of 414 amino acids. Gene Ontology annotation, molecular function: protein binding. The transcript is spliced from 3 exons. The record is from RefSeq and is a predicted model, not a curated record.